CUCUGCUAGUUUCAACAGAGGCCCAAGACACCCCUGUCUCCCAACUGUUAUGCUGUCCGCAAUACAUGUUUGACCUCUGUGCUUUUACAAGCAGCCACACUUUUCAUCAUGCAGUGGCGACGGCGACAUUGCUGCCCUAUCAAGAUGACCUUGAAUAUGAAACGGUCACUUUUUCGUACCCAUGUGUUGGGUCUGCUGUUGCUGGUCCUAAUCUUCACCAUCUUUCUUAGCUUUCAAGACUGGCUACCGAACAGACCCAGACUACGUGACAACCCAGUUGCCUACACAAUGCGGGGUUUACAUCCCCCGAAGGAGCAUGCUGAGGGCAAUUACAGCUCACUGCGAAGCCUUUUCAAGGAGUCACUUUAUAUUCCUCCUAAGCCACCAGUAAACUUAAGCUCUUACCAGUCUGGAGUUUCUGCCCAAGGUGUAGCAGGAUUGAUGGCAUCUCUGAACAGUAGCCAUACAAACACUAAUACCUUGCACAGAGAAAUGGGUGUGGGAGAGCAGCUGGCACCUCAGCCAUACCCCUAUGUACUUAAUGAGCCUUACAAAUGUCAAGAGAGCAGUCCCUUUCUUAUUUUGCUUAUUGCAGCAGAACCACAGCAGGUGGAGGCCAGAAACGCUAUCCGGCAGACAUGGGGAAAUGAGAGCAUGGACAUGGGUCUGGGAUUUGUGCGGCUCUUUCUUUUGGGCAUGCCCAGUGGUCCUAACGGCUACCCUCAGAGUGCCAUUAGGGAGGAAAGCCUGCAGCACCAUGAUAUCAUACAGCAAGAGUACAUGGACACUUAUUACAACCUCACUAUCAAGACACUAAUGGGCAUGAACUGGGUUGCCAGGUACUGUCCACAUGCCAAGUAUGUCAUGAAGACUGACAGUGACAUGUUUGUCAACACAGAGUAUUUGAUUCAAAAGCUGCUUAAACCAGAAAUGCCAUCUCGACACAACUACUUUACCGGCUACCUAAUGCGAGGGUAUGCACCAAAUCGCAACAAAGAUAGCAAGUGGUACAUGCCUCCAGAGCUCUAUUCAAGUGAGAGGUACCCUAUAUUCUGCUCUGGGACAGGUUACGUAUUUUCAGGAGACAUGGCUAGGAAGAUCUACCAGACCUCUUUAGGCAUUCGCCGUCUACAUCUUGAGGAUGUCUAUGUUGGUAUCUGCUUAGCAAAACUGCGCAUCGAUCCAGUGCCACCGCCAAACGAGUUCCUCUUCAACCACUGGAGGGUGGCGUAUUCCAGUUGCAAAUAUAGUCAUCUUAUCACUUCCCACCAGUUUCAGCCUAGUGAACUCAUCAAGUAUUGGAACCACUUGCAGAGCAACAAGCACAACGCUUGCAUUAACAUGACGAAAGAGAAAAGUGGCAGAUUACGUCACAGGAAACUGCACUGGGACAGGCUUGGGCGAUGACCACAAGCCGAAUCUCAGGGUACGGCAGUAUAUUAGAAGCAUGUGUGAAAUUCAGCAGUUUACUAUUAAAAAAGAGCACAUUGUUUUUGUGAUUAUGUACAGUUAAUUAAAAAGUAUUUUUUUAAUUUGAUAGAUGUUAAGUAUUGUAAAUCUGUUUUCCUAUUUUUCGAGGGAUGUUAAGUACAUUUAUGUGCAAUAUAUAGCAUGCAAUACAGGUGAAAUCAACAUUUUCAGGUGCCAACAGAAAUUACCCAUUUUAAGUUUGUCACAGCUUCUUUCUAAUAUAUAUUAAAUGUAAAACACAUGAUUAGUGGUAAAUUAAUAACAUGCUGCAUUUAGUUAUUUAAUAUGGAUGCUCUUACACUACUGACAUACUUUUAUGAAUGCAAAUAAUUUUCACUACUUAAGUCUACCUUAACAUGCAAGUGGUUUACAAAAAAAACAAGCCAAAUCACUUACCAUUAAUGUAUAUAAAACUGAGUACAUGACUUACAGUUGUUAUGUCAGAGAUGAUUAAGAUUGUAUUUUUAAAGAUUUACAAUUACUUAUUGUUUGCCCACCAUUGGGUGAAA
Molecule: messenger RNA, 1979 nt
Organism: Trichomycterus rosablanca
Lineage: Eukaryota; Metazoa; Chordata; Actinopteri; Siluriformes; Trichomycteridae
Gene: b3galt2
Product: UDP-Gal:betaGlcNAc beta 1,3-galactosyltransferase, polypeptide 2
Exons: 1
Coding region: 109-1407 (432 amino acids)
Cellular component (GO): Golgi membrane
Molecular function (GO): N-acetyl-beta-D-glucosaminide beta-(1,3)-galactosyltransferase activity
Source: RefSeq, a predicted model, not a curated record